This is a messenger RNA of Melanotaenia boesemani (Boeseman's rainbowfish), 3412 nucleotides long. RefSeq names its product alpha-tectorin-like. NCBI's taxonomy places the organism in Eukaryota, Metazoa, Chordata, Actinopteri, Atheriniformes, Melanotaeniidae. The record is from RefSeq and is a predicted model, not a curated record. The transcript is spliced from 15 exons. The coding region runs from base 648 to 2006 and encodes 452 amino acids.
UCUACCUGUUUGCUCUCAUCUCACUGGGAGGUGCUUUUAUAUCUGAGACAAUUUCUGUAAAUAAAGAGUUCAACAUCAGCUUCUGUCCCAUCACGUUUUACCAGAAAGUCUACACCCAGCUCUACGUGAACUUCACCAGUCAAAACUUCGUGGUCUGUUUCAACGGCUUUUACAACCCUUCAACCUCAGGAGACUGUUUACAUGGUCCUCCAUCCGGUGGUGGUUCUGCUGAGUUUUAUAGUGAAGAUGCAUCUCAUCUGGGAAGUGUAGUGAAGCGGGCUGUGUCUACAAUAACGAGCCCAACAAAUUGUUGGUUUUCCUUUCUGGUUGUUCAUAACAACAACUACGUUUAUUUUUAUCUUGUUAGUUUUGGAGAUCAGACAGCUCUGGUAUUAGAAAAAAGUACCGCCCAAACCAAGAAAGUUGAUGUUUAUGUUAACGGCACAUACUCGACUUCUGUAGUUGUUUCUGCCGCUGAUCCAGAGGCAUACAUUGACAUCAGUGGAUGCAGGUUCUCAGGUAAAGGCUUUUCUCCUAAUACAACACAUGUAAAUGAAACCUGCACCAGCGUCUCAUGCGGUCUUGACAGAUCCAUCACACUCUCAGGCUGUAAUGAUGGGGAACGCUGUGAUGGCCACGGCAGCUGCAUGAUGUCAUACACCUGCACUGUGAGCGGUCCUGCUGUCAUUGACGUCCACAACAAAGCCGACUUCAUAGAAGAUCGCUGUUCCUACACUUUGCUGUCGGAUUCGUGGGUUUCAGGCGUUCAGAUUCUGGCCAGUUUCCGUGAGCGACGUCGUACAGAUGUGAGCUUUGUGGACAGUGUGACUCUGCGGUUGGAGGAUCCAGGCGUUGACGUUCUCCUGAAACAAGACGACAGAGUCCUGGUGGACAACGUAGCUCUGGUCCUCAACAGCUCGGUCCAGGAGGUUCAUGGUGUCCAGCUCUCUAAGGACCAAACUGGAGUCACGGCCAAAGUUACACUCUCUGGACGCUCUGCUGCUGUGUUCUUUGAUGGAGACACAGCACAGAUCCACAUGGAAGGACCUGCUGGAUCAUCUCUGGUUGGUCUGUGUGGAAACUCCAGCAGUUUUUCUAGUGCAAAGCUCUCUGAGGAGAGCUCCUCCAGCUGUGAGAGCGUGUACACUGAACCUGCUGACGGUACGAUCGACUGCCCCUUGAUGACUAAACGCUGUAACCUCCUGAAGGAGGCGCCCUUCUCCUCCUGUAACACCACCGUGGAUCCAGCUCCCUACAUAACUGCCUGCAAUGCAACUUUGUGCAAAUAUCCUGCAGUGGACGGUCUCGGGUGUCAGUUCCUGUGGGCCUACGCCAGAGCCUGCAGCCUGAGCAACGUCGCCCUGGAGAGCUGGUGGUCUGAUCAUGGUGGGUCCUCUCCUCCACAUCUUUACUCUGCCAACGACAGCCAGGUGACCUACAAGAACACCAUCAUGGCUCAGAACAGCUCUUCUGAAGGCAUCACUCGCCAAGAUCAGUUCUACAUCGACUUCUCCUGCAUCCAUGUUCAGCCAGAAAUGAAGACUGUGGCCUUCAGGAUCAAAGACAGCUCUGUGGUCCAGCACAUCACAUCUGGAGAGUGGAGUUAUAAUGUAACCAUGAAAUCCUACACCGACGCCGACCGCACACACGUUGUGGAUUCUAACACCGAUGUGAUGCUGAACCAGAAGAUCUGGGUGGAGCUGGAGACCGAAGGGUUGGAUGCAGACCUGAUCGCCGUGGUGACGGACUCCUGCUGGGCAACUGACCAGGAAUCGCCCAACAGCACUCCGAGAUACGACCUGAUCCAGAAUCGCUGUGCCAACGCUGCUGACCAGACAGUGAUGGUGGAGGGAAACGGGGAGGGAACCUCCAACUACUUCUCCUUCACCAUGUUCCAGUUCAUUGGGAGCUCUGGUGACGUCUACCUGCACUGCAAACUGAAUCUGUGCAUCAAAGAGGAGAACAGCUGUGUCAAGUUGCUUUAUUAUUAUUCCAAUUUUCCCUAACUUGAUAAGGAAUGACAUCCACCUGGAGCUCUACUCCGGACUUCACUCAAAUAACCAAGCAGCAGUCAAUUAUUCCUUUUCCUCUUUCUUUCCUUCUUUUCUUUAUUUAGACUUUAGUAGGAAGAACAGUUAUGGAAUAUGUUUCUUUUGCCAUCUUUUUUUUGGUUUUUUAUCAGGUGAAAAACCUUCAAAUGAAACAAAAGGAAUACACAUAACUUAAAGUUCAAUAACACAAAAGAAAAAAAAAUAAAUGCAUUUCAUGAUUUCUAUAUGCACAGUAAAUAUUGAUUUUCCAACUACUACAUUUUUUUUUAAACCCAAGUGAUGUCAAUAUUUCUAUCAAAUUUAAAAGCACAAUUUAGCACAAGAAUAGCAUUUGCCUAUACAUUAACACCACUUAAUCCUCCUCAUAAGUCCAGCACAGGAAGCUCUGUCAUUCAUAAAGUUCACAGUGGCAGAGAGCCGUCAUCCUCGUCACAGCGCUGGAUUAAUCGCUACGUUAAAUCAGUCCGUCAACUGGCAGAUCAGCGAUCAUUCUUAACAUCACAAAGAAUUUAGUCUCUUACCAGCUGCCUCUCCAGUCUUUUACGGAUGUCUCUUAGUUUUCCCCGAUUUCGCCAAACAAUGUGACAGAAAUGUUUGGCGGCAUCUCCUCCCGACAUUAGCGCUUCUCCACUGGUCAGCUGUUAGUCCCAGCUGUGGCUACAUGACAUCACAGAUAAGCUUUCUCCCCGCUCGCUUUGAUGAUCUAUUUUCCCUACACAAGUUUGACUGAACAAGCUGCGUCCCGGUACGCCUCGCUGGAAGCUUUACUCAAUACGACUGUUUAACACUGGUUAUAUGAGAGACUGGACUAUUCUUGUUACUAAAUUAGUCACAAUUGCUCAUUAAAACCCUGAUAAAAUCUAUAAAAAUGCAUAACGUUUGGACUGAAAGUUGUUUUGAACUUGUAGGAUUGUUCUGGUGGAGCUAAAAGAAGACGCAGAUCUGUCAGGCCUAAACAUGAACGUGGAGCUUCAGCCUUGGUCAGCAUGGCCUGGAUUAAUUAGGUGGUUGCCAUGGUGACAUGGACUCACUGACAGGCUGCUGAACUUGGUGAUGAUCCCUGACUUAUGUGUGGUCCUGAUGUGGAGCUUUAAUGUGUGAAAGGAUGAGUUUUUAGUGGGAAAAGGUUAUUGAAGGUGUGUGAGGUUUACAUUUGAUUUUCAUUUAAACCAGAAUAAUAAUCUACAUUUUAUUGAGGUAUGUAAUCAGGUAUGACUACUGUAUCCUGUAUCACUUCAUCUCCCAGCAUGCCUAGAGACAUUCCCAGACCUCCCAGAAAGUCAUGGAUAAACGUAGCUGUAGCACAUCUGUUUGAUUUGUGACCUUCAAACAAGAAAAUAUCUGAUGGCAUGUUGCAGACA